Messenger RNA from Helicoverpa armigera (cotton bollworm), 1830 nucleotides. RefSeq names its product leucine-rich repeat-containing protein 71. Lineage: Eukaryota; Metazoa; Arthropoda; Insecta; Lepidoptera; Noctuidae. Bases 72 to 1481 code for a protein of 469 amino acids. The transcript has 2 exons. The record is from RefSeq and is a predicted model, not a curated record. Gene Ontology annotation, molecular function: protein binding.
CGUCAUUUUCACGUAAUUUUCGAUACAACCUAUACUGACGAUUAUAUUUUCUAAAUAUUAUUUUGUUUUAAAUGGAGAAGCAAAGCCGCCAAGUCGCUGAUCGUCCACUUCCAGAGGACUUCGAUAGUUAUCUACCUUGGGCCUGUUUCCAACUAUCUGUAGAUGCAACUGUCAUUAUAACAAGGACCUUCCAAAGUAAUCUAAGAACAUCUGCGGACCGCCAAAAAAAUAAAGCCACUGGCAAAUCUAAAGUAGCUAGUGAAACACUUUCUGAUCCAGAGAGCCUCACAGGGGGCGGAGGUAUUGGUUCAGGAUUUACCAAAGGUAUAAAUAUGCUUCAAAAACCUGUCUACAUCGAAACGACUUAUAACGACUUUUUGCAUUUGGUACAAAUAAAGUUUCUGAAAAACACUGAAAUACCCAGAACGGUUAUGAAAAUCAUUGGUUUUAUACUACCGUACCAGAAAACAUUAACAACGCUUGUAAUCAAUAGCGGACUAAGUGCAGGUGUAAUUCAUGAAAUAGAAAGAUUUUUGCCAACAACGAACAUCACUGAAGUUUGUCUUGACGGUACUACGCUCGUUGAAGCAAAUUAUCACAUUCUCUUAAACAAAGGAAUCAUAAAAUAUCUUUCUUUAUCAAAAUGCAAAAUAAAUGACGCUGUAGUGAAAAAUAUUGCUGCAAAGUUAAUCCCUCCAUGCGCAGCUUCAAAGUCCCUGUCUGCAUUAAAUUUGGCCACGAAUAGAAUCACUGAUAUUGGCGCGAAUCAUAUAGCAAACAUAUUGCGGUACAAUAGACACCUCACUUACUUAAAUUUAUCUGACAAUAUGAUCACAGAUGAUGGAGUAAGUAAAAUCUUUGACAUGUUAUUAGAAUUUCCUCUAACAGAUCGAGAAACGGUUGAAAGAAACAAAAACCGAAUGAAAUACUUACGAGCGAAAAAACAGCUUAUUCUCAAAAACAUUCAGGGCGUGCAAAUGGAUGAUUUUGAAAAAAAAAGUAAAAGAAAAGCGACGAAACCAGCUCUUAGUAAGAAGAAAGAAAAGGUUCAUUCUUUGUCUACUAUAGGCAGAAGUUUGACUGAUAUUGAGCAGCAUCAUUGGGACAAAGCUGGAGUUAUUGCUGAAGGUAUCUUAGGACCUUUCGAUGAUCCCUUCGGUGCAGAUAACACAGAAACGCGAGAAAAUAAAGUAUAUUGUUUUGGGAAUAAUAAAUUGGCAUAUUUAAACCUUGCUUAUAACAACCUGACAUACAGCAGUCUUAAGAGACUGCGUGACGUGGUAAUGACACAAAAUAUUUUACGCAGAAAUCCACACGGUUUGAUCAAUGUGAGGAUCGAAGGUAACUAUUUGCCUGAAGCUUGUACAGAGUUGGAAAUGAUUGAUAAUAUUCUCGAGGCUGGUUUGGCUUCGUAUAAAAGACCAUCAGAAGUAAAUAAGAAGAAAGUUGUUAGUUCUAAGAACAGCUCGAAGCCGUCUUGAUGUCUUAAGGUCUGGCGACAUAAUGUUCUAUUGCUAAUCCAUGUUUUAGUUUAAAAGUUUUUAGCUAUACGGCAAUUUAGAUCUAAUUUUGUAAUAGCCUCCGUUUAGAAUAUUAUGUUAUUUUUAAUGCAAUUUCUAUUUAGAUGAUGUAAUUAUUUAUAAUUACUUAAUUUUUAAUCGUAUUGUUAAUUUUAGACUUACCUUAAUUUACAUUGGUUUGAUUAUAAUCAUAUUUUCAAAUAUUUUAUAGAAAACAUUAAAAAAAUAUGAAAAAGUGUUACUUAACCGGUCGUGAACAUGGUCUAAGCGCUAUGACGAUAUUUAAUUGUAUUUUAAUUUUUAGAUUUGA